CGCCUUCUCGCCCCCUUUGGAUAGAGAGAGGGAGAGAGAGAGCCCAAGCACCGCCCCGUGUAUUCUUGCUGUUGCUUAAUAUACAUCUGUUCGGUGUUUACUUGUGUCGGUAAUGGUGUCCUGUGGGAUACUCUCGCAUUUAUUCUUUCUUUGCUCCUUCUCGAAUUCCGCGGGUGGCUAUAAUUGGGUGUUAACAACCUUGACAAAGACAUGGACAUGGACAACAAUAGGGACAAGGACAGGCAUACGGAUGCUGAUAACCAUGUCAUGCACGAUUCUCAUGACGAAUACGGUGCUCAGAAGGCUAUGCUACCAUCACACUCGCAUCGUGGAUCAAACACCCGUCGUGGCGCCAACGCCAACGCCAACCCUGCCGACCAAGAAGAAGGAGAAGAAGACGAAGACGACGAGAACCUAGCAGAAGAUCAACAGCUCCUGCUGCCUCAUCACCACCACACCUCUCCUUCUUCUUCUUUUUCUUCUUCCAACAUCCAGUCGUCCAUCUCUGUCCAGAAUUACUCGGAACCGCAUCGACCUAUGACUUGCUCACGGUCACCUCCAUCGUCUACACCCUACACACAAGAAUCUCAGAUGCGGUAUCCACCACCUCCGCUUUCGCAGGAUCAGGAACCAAUUCCACACAAUUAUACGACGGCGUCCAAGAAACCUUGGUCAAACAUGUUUUCGAGGCUCCUUCCCGGAUCUUCUUCCUCUUCUUCUUCUGCUUCAGCAUCAGGAUCUUUAGAUCGCCAGGCACUCGCGUCCAGAAUCGACCACGACUCGGACUCGGACUCGGACCGGGACGAUGACCAUCAUCAUCAUCGUACAGAUCAUGUCGCCCUCACCAUGCCCACCUCAACCCCCGCUCUCGGCGACUCGGCCUCCGGUAACGGUAGCGACUCUGAAGAACGGCGCUGCCGAAUCUGUCUCGAAACCGACGACGACAAGGAUUCCGAAUCCGGUCAAUUAAUCUCCCCCUGUCUCUGCAAAGGCUCCUCCCGAUACAUCCAUCUCGGCUGCCUCGAGAAAUGGCGUGCCCUCUCCCCGCGCAAGGAAUCUGCGUUCCAAUGCGAUACCUGUCAUUAUACCUACUCCUUCUCCCGUCCCUGGAUGGCGAAUGUACUCGGACACGCUUGGUUCUUGCAUAUCAUCACGGGAAUUAUGUUUGCCACCGUAUGCUAUACAGCCGCCUGGGGUGGGAGGGAACUUAAUCAGAAUGGGGUCUGGGAAUGGAAACGUAUUUUCAUCGAUGACCCGCAUCGCGAGACGACGACGGCGUUUGGACUGGACUGGAUGGAUCUCGUAUGGGGGUUCGCCGUCGUCGCAGGAUUCGGGCUCGUUUUUCUGAUGGUCGGGGGGUGUACGUAUCUGUGUGGAGAGGAUGAGCGUGAUGGUGCUGGGGGGUGUGAUUGUAGGUGCGUGGGUUGUGGACCUUUCUAUCUCGGAGAAUGUGGAGCCGCUUCCGGAGGGGAAGGGUUGCUGAUCAUCUUCUUGGUCAUUGCUUUCUUGGCUGGAAUAUUCGGUGCGUUCGUGGGGAUAUACCUGCUUAUGGCUAGGUUUAACAGCCGAGCGCUUGAAUCGAUGAAAGAGACUAUUCUUGAGGUCAAAUAAGGGUCCCACAAGAGCCUUCUUUAUCGCCCCCUCAUCAUAGCCAUGCAAUGCAAUGCAUUGCAUUGCAUUUUUGUACAAAUAUACUUAUUAUCUUCUUUCGUUUAUGAUCGUCUU
Messenger RNA from Gamsiella multidivaricata, 1725 nucleotides. RefSeq lists its product as uncharacterized. Gene Ontology annotation, molecular function: zinc ion binding. Bases 211 to 1611 code for a protein of 466 amino acids. The record is from RefSeq and is a predicted model, not a curated record. The transcript has 3 exons. Lineage: Eukaryota; Fungi; Mortierellomycota; Mortierellomycetes; Mortierellales; Mortierellaceae.